Anguilla rostrata (American eel) is the source of this 6308-nucleotide messenger RNA. RefSeq names its product collagen alpha-5(IV) chain-like. Lineage: Eukaryota; Metazoa; Chordata; Actinopteri; Anguilliformes; Anguillidae. Gene Ontology annotation, molecular function: extracellular matrix structural constituent conferring tensile strength. The record is from RefSeq and is a predicted model, not a curated record. Bases 338 to 5293 code for a protein of 1651 amino acids. Gene Ontology annotation, cellular component: collagen trimer. The transcript has 53 exons. Gene Ontology annotation, biological process: extracellular matrix organization.
GGUUUACACAAGAGGGGAGCACUGUUGGAGGGUGUGGAGGCCACUACUAGACAGCACACAUAAAUGUCCACAUCUGUAUAUAUAUGUCAUCUGUAUACAAGUGAAUGGGGUUACGCUCCUUUGACCCUACAGCCGUUCAGACCGGUUCUGAUAGUACCACUUAAACCCACUUUCAACGGAAACAGUACCCCGUCGCCGUUCGCCUCGCGAAGAAUCAUCUCGGAGGGACAGAGGAAGAAAGAGAAAAAGAGAGAGAGAGAGAGAAAGAGAGAGAGGGGAUCUUGGGUGACCGUACGGACAGAAGAAGGACGGUUUGCGUUGGCGCUGGACGGAUGAGAUGGUGUGCCCACGGUGCCCAGCCCUGCUGCUGCCCGCCGCUCUGGUCCUGGUCCUGAGCGCGCUGGCGCUGGAGGCAAAAGAGUGCGUGUGCAAUGGGAAGUCCAGGUGCCACUGUAAAGGAGUGAAAGGAGACCAGGGGGAGAAAGGGUACCCCGGGAUCGAUGGACCCAGUGGGUUGAUCGGGUUUCCGGGACUCGAGGGACCAGUGGGACCUGCGGGCCUGAAGGGGUCCAACGGUCGUCCUGGGGCCCGUGGAUUCAAAGGCAACCGGGGAACUCCAGGAGAACCAGGGUUUGCUGGAACUCCAGGGUUGCCAGGAACGCCAGGAAAUAUGGGAGAGAUGGGACCUCCAGGUUUCCCAGGAUGCAAUGGGACAAAGGGGGAAAAAGGUUAUCCUGGUCGCCCUGGUUAUCCUGGAUUGGACGGACCAAUGGGUUUUAGGGGUGCACCUGGACCAAAGGGUGACUCAGCUUCGCCCCCUCGUGAAGUUAAAGGGCAACAAGGGCCACCAGGAAGUCCUGGCAUCAACGGACAGCCGGGGUUUCCAGGAGCAAUGGGCCCACCUGGGCCUCCAGGGCCUAUAGGCGCACAGGGAGCAUUGGGUUUGCGUGGCCGACCAGGGGAAAAGGGUAGGGAAGGGCGGAGCACGGGGAUUCCAGGCCCCAGAGGCCAGAAGGGCGAUCGAGGUCCGCCCGGGGUCCCGGGGUUGAAGGGAAUUAAGCUGUACGCCACGGCGCCCAAGGAUCUGAAGGGGGACCCAGGCGAAAAGGGUGAAAAGGGUUGCCGAGGAACCCCAGGUCGUCCUGGACACUCAGCACUGACGGGUGUGAAAGGGGAUCCUGGGGAUCCAGGUGGUGAGGGGAAACCCGGCAAAGAUGGCAACCGUGGACUGCCUGGAUUGGAGGGUCACGAAGGACGCCGGGGGAUUCCAGGUGCCGUGGGGAUCCCAGGGUCAAAGGGAGAGAAAGGUUCAACAGGCCUCCCAGGCCCUCCAGGGUCGGUGACAUUGGUAGGGAACUUCAGCAAAGGGCGGCAGGGAAUACCUGGACCACCUGGACCCAAAGGCUCACCUGGCCCCCCAGGUGAAGAUGGUUUUCCUGGACAUCCAGGAGCCCCAGGUGAAAGAUUCUCCCAGGGACCUCCAGGGCUCCCUGGUCCCCCGGGUCUAAUUGGCCCAAAGGGAGAGAAGGGUGAUUCUGAUGGAUACAUCCCAGGACCCCCAGGCCAAGAUGGACGUCCAGGGAACCCUGGUCCCCCAGGCGACCAAGGCCCCCCAGGCCGCAGGACAGGCAUUCCAGAACCUCGAGGGCCAAAGGGCCAGAAGGGAAUUCUGGGGGAACCAGGACUGAUGGGUCAGCCCGGAAACACAGGGGACAAGGGCGUGUCAUGUCUCUGUUCUGGGAAAGGAACUGGGCUCUUCGGUCUCCCUGGGCCUCCUGGUCCGCCAGGACAACCCGGCUGGAAUGGGCAGCCUGGUCAGAAGGGAGACAUGGGAAUCAAAGGACUCAUGGGUCCCUCAGGUCCUCCGGGCCCAGAUGGCAGACCAGGUCCUCCAGGCUACCCAGGGCAGAAGGGGGACGGAGGCAUCAGUCCUCGGCCAGCAUGCAAGGGUGACAGAGGUUCCCCAGGAUACCCGGGGAGUCCCGGUCAACACGGAGCACGGGGGCGCCAUGGACACCCAGGGGCCAAGGGCCAACGGGGCCCCAAGGGCGAUUCGCAUGGGCUGCUAGGCUCAAAGGGGGAACGGGGCCCUCCGGGGUCUCUUGGUCGUCAUGGAAACCAGGGUCUAACAGGAAUCCCAGGGCCGCCAGGUUUUGGGCCAUCCGGCGUUCCAGGGCAGAAGGGCAAUCGAGGGGUAGAGGGCACCCUGGGCACACCUGGAGCGCCAGGUGAAAAAGGGGAUUGCAGCAAUAUUUUGACAAACAGAGGAGACCCGGGUCCAAAAGGAAACAGGGGUGACCCAGGGAUACCUGGUCCACCAGGAAUAGGUAUUGGUUAUCCUGGGGUGCCAGGUUUACCUGGUUUUCCUGGUGAUAAGGGGGAAAAGGGCACUCCUGGAACACAGCAAGUUAUCCCAGGAGAGAAAGGUGACAGAGGCCCUCCCGGGCAGCCAGGUGCUCCUGGGUUUGGGGCGCCAGGACUGCAAGGCAUUUCGGGACCCCCUGGAUUCCAGGGUGAAAAGGGCUAUGUGGAGUCUGGCCCCCAGGGGCCCACGGGUAGGCUGGGGCCCCCAGGUCCGAGUGGAGAUCUUGGUGCCCCAGGAGAUUUUGGGCAGAGGGGGUUUCCUGGCCCUACUGGAAGUCCAGGACGAGAUGGUCCACCUGGAGUGAAAGGGGAGAAAGGGGUUGCUGGUGUCACAGGCCCACCUGGCCUCCCCGCGCCCUGCCAAAAUGGACUUCCCGGUCCACAGGGACUUCCUGGGCCGAGAGGAGAGUGGGGUUUCACAGGACCUCGAGGGCUGAAGGGGCUGAAGGGCGAGCCGGGCCUUCCUGGGUUCAGCCAGCCUGGACCCAAAGGGGAGAUCGGACCACCUGGGGUUUCCCUACCUGGAGGGCUAGGACCGUUCGGGUCAAAGGGUGUCCCUGGGUCGGAUGGCCUUCCUGGACUUCCAGGCCCCUUGGGAGAUCCUGGAAACCCAGGCCCCCCUGGAUAUGGACCAGAUGGACCUCCUGGAUAUGAUGGACCACCAGGACCAAAAGGGUCUCCGGGACUCUCUGGUCCGGAAGGCCCCAAAGGAAGCCAAGGAAUGCUGGGGGAUACUGGAGCCCCUGGAAUACCAGGACCACAGGGCAUUGUAGUGGGGGAUAAAGGUGACCCCGGUCCCCCAGGUCAGGAGGGGCAUACUGGUGUGAAAGGGAAUGCAGGUGAUCCAGGACCCAAAGGACAAGAUGGGAGGAAUGGGAUACCAGGAAGACAUGGCACACAAGGUGCUCCAGGUGAGCCUGGUCUUGGGGGGUUUCCUGGACAACCUGGCGAUCCUGGUUCCCCUGGAGACCGUGGAUUAGGGGGACACCAAGGGUUGAAAGGAGAGAAGGGACCCGCAGGUGUGCCCGGGGGAGGAGGGCCACCUGGGGCACCUGGCGUACGUGGACACAAAGGAGCGAAAGGAGAGCCCAACUUCAGCAGGCCCGGUCCAGCAGGACCACCUGGCCCGAAGGGAGAGCUUGGAUAUCCAGGUUUAUAUGGUGUGAAGGGUGAAAAGGGGGUUUUGGGGAGCCCAGGGGGCGUUGGCCUCGAUGGCAGCAUUGGAGACAAAGGAGACGCAGGCCCCCCCGGAGAUCCAGGACCCCAGGGGAUCCCCGGAGGGCAGGGGUAUAGCGGAUCCCAGGGUGCACCGGGGCCUCCGGGGCCAUACGGCCCACCAGGCAUUCCGGGGACUCCUGGAAUUCCGGGGCCUAGGGGACUCAAAGGAAACCAGGGAAAGGACAGCAUUCCGGGACCCCCGGGACAGAAGGGAGAGCCAGGGGCGGUGCUCGGGAGCCCAUGCGUGCGGGGGGAGAAGGGCCUGCUCGGUCAGAAAGGAGAACCAGGAAGUCCUGGGCCUGACGCACCAGGGCUACCAGGAGUCCCGGGGGAAAAAGGAUCGCCUGGUCUGAGGGGACUUCCUGGUUACUGUGGCAACCCUGGGGCAGAUGCGAUCUGUUCUUUUGGGCCGAAAGGGGACCCCGGGCCGGACGGCUGUCCUGGAGUCCCUGGACCACAGGGACCACCAGGCCUGCCCGGUCCUCCAUCACAAGCUUAUAAAGGAGAUAAGGGGGAAGCGGGCUGGCCUGGACCAGUGGGCCCAAACGGCUACAGAGGCGACAUUGGGGUUCUUGGGCAGCCGGGAGAACAGGGAGGCCCCGGCCAGCCUGGGCUCAAAGGUGACAUUGGGCUCACUGGACAACCAGGACCAGUCGGUGAGAGAGGAGAUGCCAAUUUGUAUCCUGGGCCCAAAGGGCCCACCGGAGAGAAGGGGCCCCCAGGGCCACCAGGCCCAAAGGGAUAUGCAGUUCCGGGGGAAGUCAUUGUGAUCAAAGGGGACCAAGGGCCAACUGGAGACCCAGGAUUUCCAGGGCCCCGGGGCCCCACAGGUCCCCCAGGACAACAAGGGCCUCAAGGGGUCCUCGGGCGCAGGGGAGUCUCCAGGCACGGUCGCCCCGGCUACCCAGGUUUUCCGGGACCGAAAGGAGAAAGAGGCCGGUCGGGGUUGCCAGGGGAGCUGGGGGACACGGGGUCCCCCGGGCGGAAGGGCCAGCAGGGCCUCCCAGGGGGCGUGGUCCCGUCCACGCGCGCGGAGAGCUUCCUGGUCACUCGGCACAGUCAGACGGCCCAGGACCCCCAGUGCCCCACGGGCAGCACCAAAAUCUACUCCGGAUACUCCCUACUUUACAUCAACGCCAAUGACAGGGGGCAUGGACAGGACCUGGGAACCCUGGGAAGCUGCCUGCGUCGCUUCAGCACCAUGCCGUUCCUGUUCUGUGACAUCGAGGGGACCUGUCGCUACGCCUCUCGAAAUGACUACUCCUAUUGGCUCUCCACCGCCGAGGAGACGCCCAGAAGCAUGGAGCUAAUUCCUGCUGAAGACCUGCACAAGUUCAUCAGCAGGUGUUCGGUUUGUGAGACCAGCAGGAACACGAUCGCCGUCCACAGCCAGACCACUCGAACCCCGGACUGUCCCCGGGGCUGGGGCUCCCUGUGGACCGGAUUCUCCUUCGCCAUGCAAACGGCGGCCGGGGCUGAAGGCUCUGGGCAGCCACUGGCUUCUCCGGGCUCCUGUCUGGAGAGUUUCCGGCAGGUUCCCUUCAUCGAGUGCCACGGGCGCGGCACCUGCAACUACUACCCCGACUCUUACAGCUACUGGCUGGCCUCCCUCGACCCUGACGAUGUGUUCAGGAAGCCAGUUAGUCAAACGGUGAAGAGGCCAAACUUGGAAACCGUCAUCAGUCGCUGCCAUGUCUGCAUGAAACAGUAGUGCAAGAAAGGGGGGGGUGGGGGCCCCGAAUAGACUGAAUCGCAAAAAAACCCAAAAAUAAGUCAAUCAUAACAAGUAUUUAUGUCUUAUAUUUAGACUUAAAAUCUAAUUUCCUCCUACCAGCGACAAAAUAAAAAGUGAUGGCCAUAUCGUACACUUUGCUCACACACUUGUAUCACAACUGCAUCCGAAGAAUCCUGCACUACAGAAACAGGAAGCAGCUCCGGAGAGUCUCAUUUCCAACAUGACCACAGGAUGGCAGUAGAGAGCUGAGUGGACGGGAUCUGGUCUGGCAACGAUAGUGCAGCUCAUCUCAAGUACGCGAUUCAGCUGGGUGUGAAAUUAAAACUCCGAGCGUAAUGUGGUGUAAUUGAACAGCAAAUAUUUAUUUCGCUACAGUGUCCAGACGGCUUUUUCCACAGCACUUUAUUUCAGCUAGGGCAUAUCCCCGUACGCUCAUGUGGAAAAAAUAGUACACUUAAGCAUAUCGGAAGCACAAUUAUAUGAACAUAAUUUAUCCAUCAGGUAUGCUACGUUAUACUAUAGUAUACUUCCAGCAGGCUAUUUUCCACACGGGUGACACUACAACCAUUUGUUUAUUGUAUUUUUGGAAAAAUACUGUGUAAUAGCACAUUGUUACCUUCCAACCACGCAGUCAAACUCUAACCAUAUUCUUACUAUAAGUCAGUCUUGCUAAAUUUCCAUAAUUAUCUGAAAAAAUGUGAGCCUUCUUAGCAGCUGUACAGCACUUAAAUCACGCAGGAUUCGUGUACAUUCACUGUGGUGGCAUGUUAUCUGUAAAUUUCAGCUUAAUAUUUUAUGUUUUCAAAGUGUUCUGUGAGAUCUUUCUGCGAGUCUUGAAAUACAAAGAAUUCAAUUAUUCUGCGCAGGUUUUCUUCAGAGGUUUUUCGGUUUAGGUUUAGAGGAAAGUAAUUUUCUUAUUUUUGAUUAAAUGGUGGAAUUUGUUAAUUAAUUUCUCGCUAAACUUUAAAUUAAAUAGACAUUUUGACUCCUG